Cladophialophora carrionii CBS 160.54 is the source of this 900-nucleotide messenger RNA. RefSeq lists its product as uncharacterized. Gene Ontology annotation, cellular component: nucleus. The transcript has a single exon. Gene Ontology annotation, biological process: regulation of transcription by RNA polymerase II. The coding region runs from base 1 to 900 and encodes 299 amino acids. NCBI's taxonomy places the organism in Eukaryota, Fungi, Ascomycota, Eurotiomycetes, Chaetothyriales, Herpotrichiellaceae. The record is from RefSeq and is a predicted model, not a curated record.
AUGAUCAUGAGGGAUAGCUAUCCCGUCUCGCCUCCAAGCGACACCGAUCCCGCAUACAUAUCCACCAGCCCGCCCGAGACCAAGCCGGCGCACGUGGUCGUCAUGGCAGACGAGCUUGCGCCGUCCCUAGCGCUGGCCGAGACGACGCCGAUCAAGGUCGUGCAGGGAGCAUUCCGGCGCACGAGGUCGCCGCCGCGCGACGAACACGGCCAAAUGUUCUGCGACCACGUCAACUGCCGCGGCAAGAACCAGACGUUCAAGAGAGUCUGCGAAUGGAACAAGCACAUGGACCGGCACGAGCGGCCGUACAAGUGUCGCGAGUCCGGAUGCGAGCUCAACCCGGGCUUCACCUACUCGGGCGGCCUGCUCAGACACCAGCGCGAAGUCCACAAGAUGCACCUGUCGACCAAGCAGCCCUUGUUCUGUCCGUUCCCAAACUGUAACCGCAGCUCCGGCACCGGCUUCACCCGCAAGGAGAACCUCGAAGAGCACAAGCGGCGUCGACACCUGGAGGAACUGUCCGACCAGGACCAUGACGCAGGUGAAGCGGCGACGGGUGCCACGGCAGUCGCAGAAGAACCGCCACCGAAGCGCCGGAGGAUCUCCACCGCGACAGAGGUGCCGGGACAGCAGCAACAGAAGCAUCAGCAUCAGCACCAGCACCAGCAGCAAUUAGGCAGCAACGUGGCACAGACCAGGGACAACAACACCAUGGUCGGAACGGCCGAAAGCGCCCAAUUAAUCCAACACCUCCGGGAAGAGAUCCGACAAAAGGAAGAAUUCAUCCGCAGGCAAGCGAGCGAGAUCCAUCGCCUCCAGAACUUGCUCCGCUCGUUGCCACCGCAGGCCAUCUAUCACAUGCAGCAGCAGAGCCGGAUGCCUGGGAGUGGCGUUGGGUGA